AUGAAGGCCGUACGUACAAGUGAAUCAUCUCCUUGUGCGAUACUUUCAUUUCUCAUCAGCCUGUUCAUCCUCCACACUCAAUCUCUUGCCCUCACUCCAUCUCUCUCCCUCACGGUCCCCACCAACCUCACGGACCUCUUCGGGUUAUGGUCAUACCGUCACUGCGUGUCCGAUCCAACGUGGAACCCUCGCACCGUGCACAUCGCCUCAUCCUGCGAAAACGCCCUCGUCGCCCUCUCCGACGACUCCUCGACCUGGGGCCUCCAUCCAGGCACUUUCACAUACAACCUUGGCGGACGCUCCACCGCCUACUUCCCUGGGGCACGUUCUCUCCUUACCCUUCCUAAACGUUAUGUAGUUGGGGACUGCGUGGUUGCGAUUGUCAUGAUGAAGAUGUUUGAGCGAAGUAGUAUAGGCCAAUUUCCUGGACUGCCGGACUCCGUGAUUGGAAAGUGGCGUGACAAAGAUUCGAGUACUUGGAAGGACAUGAUUGAGCCGGCGGAAUACGUGAGGGCGACUUGUAGAAAUGGGUGCGGUUAUGCGGUUUUGGGGAGAGAACAUGGGAUCGGCAUUGCGAUUUGGGAGACAGGAAGUAAAUGGGAUCGGUAUGCUAGAGAAAUGAGCUCUUUGAGCGAGGUAGACAAGGUAAUACCGUCGUUGGAGAUUGGGAACACUUCCGUUGUCGGGAUGGGUAAUGGAUCUAUUUUGGAGGCGUUGCGUUAG
Molecule: messenger RNA, 723 nt
Organism: Letharia columbiana
Lineage: Eukaryota; Fungi; Ascomycota; Lecanoromycetes; Lecanorales; Parmeliaceae
Exons: 1
Coding region: 1-723 (240 amino acids)
Source: RefSeq, a predicted model, not a curated record